Conger conger (European conger) is the source of this 1181-nucleotide messenger RNA. Its product is annotated as POU class 2 homeobox associating-factor 2-like. Bases 133 to 858 code for a protein of 241 amino acids. NCBI's taxonomy places the organism in Eukaryota, Metazoa, Chordata, Actinopteri, Anguilliformes, Congridae. The record is from RefSeq and is a predicted model, not a curated record. Gene Ontology annotation, molecular function: DNA binding; POU domain binding. The transcript has 5 exons.
AAGAAAUGUAGAGUUUAUUUUUCUGUUUUUGAUAUAAUGAUUACAUUUUAUUUUUCUUAUCGGAAAAUAUAACCUGGCCUGCGUACGCCAUCAAACUUUGCCCGGGUUGACUUCAGAAACGUCGCGAGUGCUAUGGAAACUGAGUAUUCCAAAAGGGUGUAUCAAGGAGUCAGGGUGAAGCACACAGUGAAAGACCUACUGGCAGAGAAGAGAUCAAGACAGACAAGUGGACCCAGAUAUAAUGGUGGAAUGAGUCCUCCUCAGGCUGCUUUUGUUCAAAUGCCAGGAUACCCUUCCUACAUGGAUGGGCACUACGCCGAGGCCCUUGGAGACUAUCGGACUACAACAUUCCCCACUGGAGGGAGGGAGCUCUUUCCUCCAUCAGUGCUGCCUUCCAUCUUGCCACCCUUCUCCGGAGACUCUUCACAUUUUUUAAUGAGAGACUCCUGGGAGCAGAACACCACCGACACUGUGACUCAGACUGAGGUCCUGUGCUCUGAUGCGCUAACUGCAGCUCCAGCCCCGCCCCUGGCCCCAGCCCCACCCACUCUGUUCAUUACGGAGUCUGGGAGCAUAACUACUGACCGGGCCUCAGCCCGCAACUCGGCCCUCGCUAGCAGCCAGCCCUACACCCUCCACUCACUGAAUGAGGCACAUUACCCUACACCAUACCCUACCACCACCAGUUACAUGCCAUGCACCUCUUAUAUGGCCAUCCCUGGUGACCUGACACCGAGAAUGGCCCCACUUUCCACAGAGGACUCAGAGAGGGCUCCAGUCCCCAGUAACACCCUUAACUGGGCCAAAGAUGACGGGAGCAGCUGUUGGCCACCAUAUGAGAUCCGGAGAGUAUACUGAGCUCCGUCUACAGUGGACAGCUUUAACAGAUUUCUGUAAGGGCUCCUCUGAAGGAAUUGUAUCCAUCCUCAGUUAAUCUCAGAUACAGCCUGUUUUCCAUAAUUCACUGGGACACAAAUAUCAGUCAUACACUCUGUAUCCUUACCCAGGGACAAGAUUGGUAUCUUGGAAGAUCAAUAUUCUAUUUUAAUGUGCCUUAUUUGUUUUCAUGCCCAGUGACCAUUGAACAUUUCAUUCAAUUCAUUGAAUGAUUUAAGGGCAUGUAUGUAUUUUUGUAUUUCAUUUCAUGUGGAAAUAACAAUAAAGUAAAAUGUUACUUUUCA